Molecule: messenger RNA, 303 nt
Organism: Prorocentrum cordatum
Lineage: Eukaryota; Dinophyceae; Prorocentrales; Prorocentraceae
Source: the annotation of a GenBank genome assembly
AUGUUCCUCGCAAAAUUGCUUCAGCAUCUCGAACUUCUCAUGGUCUGCAUCAUCCUCACUCUUCGGAUGGGUGUCAAAGACGGUCUCGCUGUAGGCCUUGUCUAUGAAAAGAACCCCGUCAACAUGAUCUAUCUCGUGCAUGAUUACGCGGGCCAGGAAGUCCACAGCUUCGCCCUCUACUAUAUCUCCAUUUCGCAAGGUUGCCUGGUAUGCAAUCCGUUUGGGCCGCGGAACCUUCCCCAUGACCGUGGUUGCAUUCACAGAGAAGCACCCUUCAUCCGCUACAGUGCCUCUGGCACGUGA